Messenger RNA from Funneliformis caledonium, 948 nucleotides. Lineage: Eukaryota; Fungi; Glomeromycota; Glomeromycetes; Glomerales; Glomeraceae. The record is from the annotation of a GenBank genome assembly.
AUGUCUACCGUAUCGAACAAAGGGAUCAUUUUCAAGGCUGUUCCAGAAGGAUUACCCAAUCCCAACGUGCAUUUUGAAGUAGUUCAUCAUAAAAUUGAUAUUAAAAAUUUGAAAUUGGGAGAAAAUGAUUUUAUUUUGAGGAAUCUUUAUUUGUCUUUAGAUCCUUACGUUCGUUUGACCAUGAAAGAAUCUCAUAUUGAUCCGGUUAUGCCAUCGCAGGCAAUCGGUCAUGUUUUGAGUGGUAUUGGUGUUUCUGAAGUUGUAAAAUCAAAUAAUCCAAACCUUAAAGUUGGUGAUCUUGUUUAUGGAUUAAUCGGUUGGGAAGAAUACACUCAUAUUAAGACUGAUGCUAAAAAGAUAAAUGAUAUUCAUUUUAAAAACAUUAAUUAUCAUAAAAAAUUAUUAAAAGAGGUUCCAUUGAGUUAUCAAAUUAGCCUUCUUCAGUUAAGUGGAUUGACUCCUUACGGAUCUUUAAUGGCUCUCGGAAAACCAAAAGCAGGAGAGACAAUUUAUAUUUCAUGUGCGGCUGGAGCCACCGGACAUCUCGUUGGUCAAAUCGCAAAAAUUAAAGGAUUGAAGGUGGUUGGAUCUACUGGAUCUGACGAAAAAGUCGAUUUCCUUUUGAAUGAAUUAAAAUUCGAUGCUGCCUUUAACUACAAAAAAGUUGACCUUGAUAAGACUUUAUCUGAACUUUGUCCAAACGGUAUUGAUAUUUACUUUGAAAACGUCGGUAUUUGUGUUCACGGAUUUCUUGCAAUGGAUUUUAUUGGAAGUCAAGUCGAAAAAGAUUUUGAAACUGAUAUGUUGGAAUGGGUUAAAUCCGAUAAAAUUAUUUGUAAAGAAAAUGUUAUCGAGGGAAUCGAAAAUGCUGGAAAAGCUUUCACUGAUAUGUUGGUCGGUAGUAGUGUUGGCAAGUCGAUCGUAAAAAUAGCUGAUUAUUAUAAUUAA